AACCGGGGCUGUUGUCUUUCCAGCUAUGACAUGGUGCACUAUGGCCACUCGAACCAGCUACGCCAGGCUCGGGCCAUGGGAGAUUAUCUGAUUGUUGGAGUCCACACAGAUGAGGAGAUUGCCAAGCACAAGGGCCCCCCUGUCUUUACACAGGAGGAGAGGUACAAAAUGGUGCAAGCCAUCAAGUGGGUGGAUGAGAUUGCUCCAGGAGCUCCCUAUGUCACCACACUGGAAACCUUGGACAAAUAUAGCUGUGACUUCUGUGUGCACGGUGAUGACAUCACCUUAACGAUAGAUGGCAAGGAUACCUAUGAAGAAGUGAAGACAGCAGGGCGAUACAGGGAAUGCAAACGCACCCAAGGUGUGUCCACUACCGACCUCGUUGGCCGCAUGCUGCUCAUGACUAAGGCUCACCACAGCAACAUAGAUGAGGACCUAGACUAUCGGAAGCACACUGACAACUUUGGGAAGGGGCCAAAAGGUCACAGCCCCUGGACUGGCGUCUCGCAGUUCCUACAGACAUCUCAGAAGAUCAUCCAGUUUGCAUCAGGGAAGGAACCGCAGCCAGGAGACACUAUCAUCUACGUGGCUGGAGCCUUCGACCUAUUCCAUAUUGGGCAUGUGGAUUUCCUGGAGAAGGUUCACCAGCUGGCAGAGAAACCCUACAUCAUUGCUGGGCUGCACUUUGAUCAGGAAGUAAAUCGCUACAAAGGGAAGAACUAUCCCAUCAUGAACAUCCAUGAGAGAACACUCAGUGUCUUGGCCUGUAGGUAUGUCUCGGAAGUGGUGAUUGGAGCCCCCUACGCUGUCACUGCUGAUCUGCUGGAUCACUUCAGGGUAACACUUGUGUGUCAUGGGAUGACCGAGGUGGUGCCAGACAAGGAUGGUUCUGAUCCGUACGAGGAACCGAAGAGACGCGGCAUUUUCCAGCUGGUGGACAGUGGCAGCAAUCUCACCACGGAUUUAAUUGUGCAAAGAAUCAUCAAGAACAGGCUGGAGUUUGAAGCUAGAAACCAGAAGAAGGAAGCAAAAGAGCUGGCUGUGUUGGAGGCCAUGAAGAGACUGGAAGAGGAGAAGCACUAGGCCAGCAGAGAGACGAUGCGUGGGUGUCCUGGUUUUGGCCGCAGAGCGCUGCAGCCUCACCUUCUUGAGGAGCAGACAGCUCUUCGAGAGGGGACCCCUGAACGGGGACACCGCUGCUGGCAUGCAGGAUGUGCUGUCCUACCCUCUUCUGUCCUAGCUCCUCCUGCACUAAUUAUGCAGACAUAACAAGUCGGGAUCCUGCUGCCUAGUUCUUCCGCCGUUAAUCAGCCCCCGUCCCCUUUCCCAGGAGGAGAUUUGACAAAAGGAAAAAAAAAAAACAAAACUGUUUUAAUUAUAACUAAUGUUUUAACAUGUUGAUGUGCUUUUACCUUCUGCCAUUUCUGGCUUUUAGUAGGAGGGAAAUGGAGCAGCUGCCCAGGCCCCCUCUGCCCCUCCAGGUUCGGCUGUCCUGACCGGAGUCUGCGUUCCAGAGCAGCCCUUCAGGCGGUGGUGGGGGCAGCUGAACAGACUGGCGAGAACGGCCUCCCCGGGGAAGGGAUACGGCACCCGCAGUUCCUCCUGCAAGCUUUUGGUUAGGGACGCUGGGCCAUCGGUGUGCCGGCUGCUGGAGGUGCCGACGGGCCCUGUGCUCUGGGGUUCGCCACGCUGCCUCUUCUCGGCUGCUGCCUCUGCACAAAUACCAGACCCGAAGCUACUUUGGGUUUAGUUGGAUAAAGCCUCUCUCCGCUGUGGCUGGUGCCAGCGAAUCGUUUGCUGCUCCAGUAACAGGCAGCGGCGCGGCAGCUGCUGAGAGGGGCGGGUGGCUGGUGGCACAGGGACCAUCGGUUCUGCGGUUUCCCUGGCAGGUUGAGGGAUUUCUCCGCACGAGGCAUAGGAACCCUGGGGGCUCUUUUGCCAAAGGCUCUUCCUGUCGCGAGGCAGCAGGACCCGGUGCUGCUCGGAGCCCUGCUUGCUGCUGCCGCCGGAGUCCACCUUGUGCCUGACGGGUUACCUAAGGGGGGGACCUUGUCAACUGAAAUUUCACGGCUGUUUUCUGAGGGCUGACAUGCAGCACGCGUGCCCCUGCGGGGAGCUGCAGGGCCUGAGGAGGUCGGGUGCUGGGCUGAGCCCCUUUCUGCCUUUUACAUUCCAGGGUGCUGUGGUGGGUGUCCUGGGCCGCUCCCUGCACUGUGCUGGACCGUCCUUCCACGCCGGUUCUGUUGUCCUCUCUGUUGUAAACUUUUGUUGCUGAUCAUUAAUAAAAUGUUUAAGAGGA
Molecule: messenger RNA, 2299 nt
Organism: Aptenodytes forsteri (emperor penguin)
Lineage: Eukaryota; Metazoa; Chordata; Aves; Sphenisciformes; Spheniscidae
Gene: PCYT2
Product: phosphate cytidylyltransferase 2, ethanolamine
Exons: 12
Coding region: 31-1083 (350 amino acids)
Biological process (GO): phosphatidylethanolamine biosynthetic process
Cellular component (GO): cytoplasm
Molecular function (GO): ethanolamine-phosphate cytidylyltransferase activity
Source: RefSeq, a predicted model, not a curated record